Molecule: messenger RNA, 744 nt
Organism: Enterobius vermicularis (human pinworm)
Lineage: Eukaryota; Metazoa; Nematoda; Chromadorea; Rhabditida; Oxyuridae
Source: the annotation of a GenBank genome assembly
AUGACAUCUGUCACUCUAAAGGGUUCGAAACCGGCAGUUCCAGAGACGGUAUUGAAAAAAAGGAAGUCGAAGGCCAAUAGACACCAGAAAAAUGCGCUUGCAAAGGCGAACCGAAUUAAGAAAGGAAGGGAGAAAAAAAUCAAGAUUUUCAAGCGAGCUGAGUCAUAUGUUAAAGCAUAUCGGCAGAAGAUGAGGAGAGAGAUACAAUUGAAGCGAGAAGCAAAGCGAGUAGGAAACUUUUACGUUCCGGACGAACCAAAGCUCGCAUUUGUAAUAAGGAUUCGUGGUGUGAAUCAAAUUCAUCCUCGGCCGAGAAAAGUCUUGCAGUUGUUUCGACUUCGUCAAAUUAACAAUGGUGUUUUUGUGAAGUUGAAUAAGGCUACCUUACAAAUGUUGCGCAUUAUCGAUCCUUACGUUGCUUGGGGCUACCCUAAUUUGAAAACUGUACAUGACCUCGUUUACAAACGAGGUUUCAUCAAGUACAAUAAGAGGCGAGUCCCAAUAACGAGUAAUGCGUUGAUUGAAAAGUGCUUAGGAACGUCAGACGUCAUUUGUAUAGAAGAUAUGGUCCAUGAGAUUUACAGUGUCGGACCUAAUUUCAAGAAGGUGACGAACUUACUUUGGCCGUUCAAACUGAACAACCCGACGGGUGGUUGGACUAAGAAGACCAAUCAUUUUGUUGAGGGAGGUGAUUUUGGUAAUCGCGAAGACCAAAUCAAUAAACUCUUGCGAAAAAUGAUAUAA